Messenger RNA from Fundulus heteroclitus (mummichog), 1670 nucleotides. RefSeq names its product protein ALP1-like. The coding region runs from base 63 to 1373 and encodes 436 amino acids. The transcript has 5 exons. The record is from RefSeq and is a predicted model, not a curated record. Lineage: Eukaryota; Metazoa; Chordata; Actinopteri; Cyprinodontiformes; Fundulidae.
UUGGACGCAAAGGCGGAAGUAAACACCCUGGUUUAGUUUACAGCGCUGUCUCCCCGUUAAGGAUGGAGGAGGAGGAGGAGCAGCGGCGCUCCUUGAUGUUCCUCCUGACCUACAUGCUGCUGAAGCGCAGGAGAGACCUCAGCAACGCAAACACCCAGAGGCGCAAUGAGAUCCAGAGACGCAUCCGACACCGACAGUACUUCUUCCAGAGACAGAGGAGGAUGCUCAUGAUGAUGAUCGCAGGAGGAAUCCGCUCCAACGUCCGCAUCCGCACCCGUCCCUGGACCAACACGCCGCGCUCUGACUGGUGGGAGCGGGUUGUGAUGACCGAAUUCCAGCCCUCCGACUGGCUGGACAAGUUUCGCAUGAGCCGGGAGACCUUCUUCUACCUCUGCGAGAAGCUGAGGCCCCGUCUGGCUCGCCAGGACACCAGCUUCCGCCUGGCACUGCCGGUGGAGAAGCGCGUGGCCGUGGCCCUGUGGCGCCUGGCGUCCAACGUGGAGUACCGCACCAUCAGCACCCUGUUCGGUGUGGGGAAGUCCACCGUGUGCAGGUGCGUCAGAGACAUGUGCCAUGCCAUCGUGGCCCUCCUCAGCUCCGUAUACCUGCGGCCCCCCACCGAGCAGGAGCUAGAGGACUCUGCUCAGCUCUUUCACUCCUACUCGGGCUUCCCACAUUGUGUCGCCACCAUCACAACGCUGCACACAGCCAUCAUCACCCCGUCCAGCAACUCCUCCGACUACGCCAACCCGGCCGGCUGGCUUUCUGUCCUGUCUCAGGUGGCGGUCAGUGGCCGCGGACACUUCUGGGACGUGUGUGCCAGUUUCCCAGGCGGGACGGAUCCAGCUGAGAUCUUACAGAACUCCUCUCUGUGGUUCACAGCUGCAGAAGGUGGACUGUCUCCUGCCAGAACGCCCGUCUUCAUGGGGAAACCACUUCGAUAUGUGUUGCUGGGGGAGGCCUGCUACCCGCUGCAGAGCUGGCUGAUGAAGGCCUACCCAGAGCAGAAGAGCCAGAGGGGAUGCCACGCGGCGUUGCCGGAGCCGCAGCAGCUGUUCAACCGGCGCCUCUGCAGAGCGCUGCGCUCCUCGUCGGAGGCGCUGCUGAGGCUGCGGGCGCGCUGGCAGUGCCUGAGCAAGAGGAACGACUGCGGGCUGGACGUGGUGCCCACCAUGGUCCUGGCCUGCUGCAUCCUGCACAACGUGUGCGAGUCCCACGGGGACGCCUUCAAGGCAGAGUGGCAGGCGGAGGUGUGCGAGGCGGAGAACCCGCAGCCCGGUCACAAAGCCCUGCCCUCAACCAGCACGGAGCAGAACGACGCCGAGGAGGUCAGGGGCCUCUUCUGUGACUAUUUCCAGCUGCAACGAGCCUGACAGCAGUCGCUGGAAAACCUGACGUGCCAUUUUCGUCAUUAAAAAAACUCCUUAAACAGCACUAUGUGUUCAACGCAAGAGCAAUAUUUAAAACAUAAAGACAGCAGUGUGAUAUCUUUAUAUGACAGUAUGUUGAAUUUUCUGUCUCUGUAUAUUGAGUGUUUGACCCAUGUGGCCUCCAACAGGGCCAGUUCAGAACCCCAACUCUUAUUACAGAACCAUGUUGUCGAGAAAUGUACCGAAUGAGGCUGUCGUCUUUCUGAAAUACACGCAAACCCUGACCUGAGGAUGUCUAAA